UAAAAGAUAAUGCUUGCAUUUACCAGAUAAGGCACAAGAAUGGUAGACUCGGUAUUGAUUGUAGGAUGUGGAGUCAUGGGUUUAUCCACCGCCUUACACUUGGCUAAAAAAGGAUACCAAGUGAAGGCUAUCGAUGCUUACCCAGUUCCCUCUCCUUGGUCUGCUGCUUGCGACUACAAUAAGAUCAUUAGAACUGAAUAUGCAGAAUUGGUGUACACAAAAAUGUCCCUCGAAGCUUGGGAGUUGUGGAGAAAUGAUCCCUUGUACAAAGAUGUCUACAAAGAAUGUGGUAGAGUGUUGGUUACCCCUCCUCUGCACCAAGGAAGAAAAAAAUUCGAAGCAGUUGGAAUUGCAAAUCUCCAGUCUCUAGGCGGUGGUCAAAGAAUUGAAUACAAGAAAGGGGGAAAGGCUUUGGCCAAGCAGUUUAAGUUUCUCAAGUACAACACCAUGUCGGAGCAGAGUGAGUAUAAGUGGAAUCCUGAAACCGGUAUUGGUAUUGCCGGUAAGUCCUUGAAAGCAGUGUAUUUGGCAGCCAAAGAACUUGGCGUAGAGUUUGUUUUUGGAGAAGCUGGUAGAGCUGUUGAAAUCAAGACUGAAGGAGGAAUUGAUACAGUGUUUACUGCAGAUGGCUCUAGAUACAGUGCUGACCAAAUUGUCAUUGCCUCAGGUGCUUCAGCUGGUAGUCUAUUGGACCUCAAACAACAACAAUCAGCCACUGGACUUUUUGUCACGCAUAUUCAGUUGACUGAAAAAGAAUACCAAAAGUAUAAGGAUAUUCCAGUUGUAUUUGAUUCAGAUUUGGGAUAUUUCUUCCCACCCGAUGAAGAUACUAGAAUCCUCAAAAUCGCCUUGCCAGGCUCAGGUGCCCAAAAUUAUGUGCGGUCAAACUUCAGAGACGAAACCAGAUCUCUACCAAGGUAUAAGAACCAGCACCCUGAAGACACUAUGCCUACCGAAUGCAUGGUCAUCGCCAAACAGCUUUUGGCUACCUAUAUUCCAGAAUUGGCCUACUUAUCAACCAUAAGGCCUGUUGGAUUGCCGAUACCUCUGAUUCGCACUUUAUUAUAGACAAAGUGCCCUACUUAACAAAGGUAUACGCUGCAACUGGUGAUAGUGGACAUGCCUACAAGCUUUUACCCAACAUCGGAAAGUAUAUUGUAGACAAGUUGGAAGGCAAGUUAGAGGUUGAAAUGGACUCGUUAUGGCGGUGGAGGGAAGAUCUUGAAGGAUUUGACCCAACUAAGCUCACCUGGAGAAUUGCCGCACAAAGCACCGAAUUCUCAAAAAUUGACUGGGUUUCGGAUCAUGACCGAGUUCCCUCUAGCGAUUCACACUUAUAGAUAACUUGAUUUGACAUAGAUAUUGAAGCUCGUAGAAAAGGUCGAUAUCCGUGGGCAUAGGCUCAGGCGCCCAUGGGCGGUAUCGAU
Molecule: messenger RNA, 1427 nt
Organism: Yamadazyma tenuis ATCC 10573
Lineage: Eukaryota; Fungi; Ascomycota; Pichiomycetes; Serinales; Debaryomycetaceae
Source: RefSeq, a predicted model, not a curated record